GCAAAUGCAGCGGCGAUGAGGCAAAAGCGAGAGGUUGGACCGGCUAGUGCUCUUGCCAUUGGCGAUGCUUGCUUUGAAGACUCCAUUGCUAAUUUGCAGGGCAGCACUUGCCGUGCUUUCUGAUUGGGUCAAGUUGACGGCGAUGACUUCACUUGCGCACUCUUCUCCACUGAGACACAUGGACUUGCACCGAUUUGGACCUGCACCGAAGCGGUCUACGAUGCUACAGCAUCUGUACAUUGUUCUACUUCAGACCGUUCACUUUAUCCAUGAAUGCGGAUGUUGGGUGUCGGCGUCGUUAGCAUAGCAUUAAAG
Messenger RNA from Ilyonectria robusta, 315 nucleotides. RefSeq lists its product as uncharacterized. The annotation marks the transcript as partial. The record is from RefSeq and is a predicted model, not a curated record. Lineage: Eukaryota; Fungi; Ascomycota; Sordariomycetes; Hypocreales; Nectriaceae. The transcript has a single exon.